ACCGGUGCGGCCACACCACUGGCCAUCACACCUACGAAUGGCUCAGUGCUUGUGACGGAUUAUAUCGCAAAUAACAGCCACUAUAACAGUGCUAAACAUUACUCGCAUUCAAAGACUUACGUAACGCUCGCUGAGAACCAAUUGAACGCCAAUAUCGGUGGCGUCGACGGCCCGGUUGUAGUGAACCCAUUGUCGCCCAAACACGACGGAUCAGCUCAAAGUUCUUCAUCGAACACCGGUUCCACGCGAUCGCAGUUAAGCCAAUGUUCGGACUCGUCGUCGACGGCUGAGAGCCGACUCGACAACCGCUCGAACUCGCCGUCGAGUCACUCAUUCGGUGCUCACAAGAGUCGAGACUAUCGCGACCCUAAAGACAUCAGGAAUCGGAUCCGAAGGCCGCGAAAGGAGGACAACGAGAACCCAAUUAGUCAUAGCAGUGAUAGUUCCAGUGCUCCCAAACCCCCCGUCGCCCCCAUGACCGCCGCUUCCGCCUCAAGACUUGUGGCGUCCGUAACGGCGCACAACGAGCCCUUCGACCUGAAGGCCCAGUCCUUCCCUCCUCUGCCCAGUUGUGCAACGAUUCGCUCAAAUGAUGGCAAACACAGUGAGGACAGUGCGGUAGGCGCCCAGUGCUCGUCGUUGGCCGACGUCGUUAAAGGCACUGUUAAGCACAGGAAUGAGAGCAACGGUAGCGCCAGAAACGAGUCGACCAUAACGUCUGCGACCCCUCUUCACGGCCUACCGAACGGCACGUUUAGUCCGAAACCAACGAAAGACAUGAACAGCAAAAGCAAUUGCAGCGAAAUGGACGCCAAUUCGGACGACAACGUGAGUCUGAAUGGCGGUGAAGGGGGCGCCUCCCGGACCCGGAGGACGUCCAACUCGAGCUCUAACUCAAGCACGUGUUGGAAAGUGAGCCCAACUAGUCAUGACUCGGAUCACUGUCCCUCCGCCACCACUACUACUAUGAAUGCAAUUCCUGCCAAAAUCCUAAACCACUGUCCGCUGGACUCGUGUCCGUUGUCUUCGGGACGGGACUCAUCGUCAGCCGAAUGGUGCGAAACUGCGAACCAAUCAAAAGAGAAGUCGUCGACGAGUGCUCUGAUGUCGACCCCCAUUGUGCUCAACGGCAUUAACGACUCGUUUUCCAUAAACUCGGACUCAUUCGACGAAAACCAUUCACAUUCCAGUGCGACGCCGACCCCCGUGGAGCCCAUGUCGCCCACCGGCUCCACCCCUCACACGAACUCGAUGUCGAACUCGCAUUCGGCCCACAAAUCCAAUACCAGCCCAUUGUUUAACACGAAUUCACACGAAUGCAACGGAAAUGACGAUCAAAGCACUGAUGAGACGUCUUCGACGGCCGACGAGAGCUGUGCCCAAGACUCUAAUCAUCACCACAACGGUUCCAUACGUGUCCUCACGUUUGCGGAGAUCGCAAAGCGUUCGGCUAAAGACAAACUCAACCAAAACAGCGACCGAAACACGGCCUCAACGACAGCCGGUGUCGCCUCCAAAGACAAGGACUCGAUAUCUCCCAACUCAUCCGCCAUUACUUCUCGUCCAUCGACUCAUCUUUCAUUGAAUUCCAAUCGCAAAUUCAAAGCCGUUAUCGAUCACAAGGAGAGCCGAUUAGAUACCGGCGCCAAUCGAUCGCCACUCUAUCGAAAAGACAUUCGUCACUCAACCGAUGUCCACGAAAGGAACGACAGGUCUUUCCCAUCGAGAGUCAAAUAACUAGUGAUUCAAUGAAUGGACGACUGAUGACAAACAAGACUUUGCAUAUAUUUAUGGUUUGAUUCGCAAACUAAAUCUCUAUUUUCAUGUGUUUUUUCAGUUUAUUCUCAGUUUCAGUAUUCAAAUCAUUUUGAUUUUGAAACCAUUUACAGAAUAGGGCCGGUAUUUGACACACUUUACCCUUAGAUAUGAUUUUUUCAGCAAUUUGUUGUUCAGUUACGAGUACUUUUCGAGCAAAUCAUUGAUUUUGUUUUGUUUUCCAAAAUAUUUGCCGAAAAAAUAUUGCAAAACAAAAGUCAUUAUAAAUGAGUUACUUAUGAGCAG
Molecule: messenger RNA, 2061 nt
Organism: Oppiella nova
Lineage: Eukaryota; Metazoa; Arthropoda; Arachnida; Sarcoptiformes; Oppiidae
Source: the annotation of a GenBank genome assembly